UUUCCUUCUUCACCACUCGAAAACAUCCCCAGCUGUAUCCGCGGGGCAGGAUAUCAAUCAACUCGUUCUGUACUACACACCCCUAAUACUCGCGGUGGUAAGCCGGUGCAUCCGCUAAGCUCCCCGCCUAACGACAUCACACACCUAAACUAGUCUCUGCCACCACUUGCAGCUAGCGUGUCCGCCCUCACCCAACGCACCUUUCACCUCUCUCUUACCUGCGGGCGCUGCCUGAUACACCCCUACACCAACACAAGACACGCACCCGCUCUCUGUCUAGAACCAAACCCGCCUGUCCGCUAUGAAUUCGCGUAUGGAGUUCACGGACCGGGGCAAGAAGGCCCUCGAAGAUGCCAUGGCGCUGGCCGAGCAAUACGCUCACACCCAGCUGCUCCCCGUCCACCUGGCCGUCUCGCUGCUAGAUCCCCCGCCAGACCCGUCCAAGGACCAGCAAAAUGCUCCCCCGGGAACUACUCACAGCCUCUUCCGUCAAGUGGUCGAGAGGGCCCACGGCGACCCUCAGCUUUUCGACCGAGCUCUCAAAAAGAUGCUGGUCCGUCUGCCGAGCCAAGAUCCGCCGCCCGAGCAGGUCACCAUGGCCCAGUCCUUCAACACCAUCCUCAGAAAGGCCCAGGAGCUCCAGAAGACCCAGAAGGACACCUACAUCGCCGUUGACCACCUCAUCACCGCCCUCUCCGAGGACGCUACCAUCGCCACCGCCCUCAAGGAGGCUAACAUCCCCAAGGCCAAGUUGGUCCAGGACGCCGUCCAAACCAUUCGCGGGACGAAGAGGGUGGACUCGAAAACGGCCGAUACCGAGGAGGAGCACGAGAACCUGUCCAAAUUCACCAUCGACAUGACGAGCAUGGCGAGGGAGGGCAAGAUCGACCCCGUCAUCGGCAGGGAAGAAGAGAUUCGGCGGGUCAUCCGGAUUCUCUCCAGACGAACCAAGAACAACCCCGUGCUGAUCGGUGAACCCGGUGUCGGCAAGACCACCGUCGUCGAAGGCCUGGCUCAGCGGAUCGUCAACGCCGACGUUCCCGACAAUCUAGCCGCCUGCAAGCUGCUCUCGCUCGACGUCGGUGCCCUGGUGGCCGGCAGUAAGUACCGUGGCGAGUUCGAGGAGAGGAUGAAAGGCGUCCUCAAGGAGAUCUCCGAAUCCAAGGACAUGAUUGUGCUCUUCGUCGACGAAAUCCAUCUGCUGAUGGGCGCCGGAGCUUCCGGCGAGGGCGGUAUGGACGCGGCCAACCUCCUCAAGCCCAUGCUUGCUCGCGGCCAAUUGCACUGUAUCGGUGCUACAACUCUCGCCGAGUACCGGAAGUACAUCGAGAAGGAUGCUGCCUUCGAGCGACGAUUUCAACAGGUUCUCGUCAAGGAGCCCACAAUUCCCGAGACCAUCUCCAUUCUCCGAGGCUUGAAGGAGAAGUACGAGGUUCACCACGGUGUCACCAUCGCCGACGCUGCCAUAGUUGCCGCUGCGAAUCUUGCCGGGCGCUACCUUACCUCUCGGCGUCUCCCCGACUCCGCGGUGGACUUGGUCGACGAAGCCGCCGCCGCCGUCCGAGUGGCCCGAGAAUCGCAACCCGAAAUUAUCGACUCGCUGGAGCGCAGACUGCGGCAGCUCAAGAUUGAAAUCCACGCCCUGUCUCGCGAGAAGGACGAUGCAUCCAAGGCCAGACUCCAGAUUGCGAAGCAGGACGCCGAGAACGUCGAGGAGGAGUUGAGACCGCUUCGCGAGAAGUACGAGCGCGAGCGCAAGCGCGGCAAGGACAUCCAGGAGGCGAAGAUGAAGCUAGACCAGCUCAAGGUCAAGAUGGAGGACGCGGCCCGGCUGGGUGACCACGCACGAGCUGCCGAUCUUCAGUACUACGCCAUUCCCGAACAAGAGCAUAUGAUCAAGGAGCUCGAGCGCCAGAAGGCUGCCGCCGACGCCGCGCUCAGUCAGAAUGACAUCGGCGGCUCCAUGGUUACCGACGUCGUCGGCCCAGAUCAGAUCAACGAGAUUGUAUCGCGAUGGACCGGCAUUCCCGUCACCAGACUCAAGACCACGGAGAAGGAGAAGCUUAUCCACAUGGAGAGAGCGCUCGGAAAGAUCGUCGUGGGGCAGAAGGAGGCUGUUCAGGCCGUCUCGAAUGCUAUCAGACUGCAACGGUCAGGUCUCAGCAACCCCAACCAACCGCCUAGCUUCCUCUUCUGCGGUCCGUCCGGUACCGGCAAGACCCUCCUUACCAAGGCCCUAGCGGAGUUUCUGUUCGACGACCCGAAGGCGAUGAUUCGGUUCGAUAUGUCGGAAUACCAAGAGCGCCACGCACUUAGCAGAAUGAUCGGUGCGCCGCCGGGGUACGUGGGCCACGACGCCGGUGGCCAGCUGACCGAGGCCCUCCGCAGAAAGCCGUUCUCCAUCCUGCUCUUUGACGAAGUAGAGAAGGCGGCCAAGGAAGUCCUGACCGUUCUCCUCCAACUCAUGGACGACGGUCGGAUUACGGACGGCCAAGGCCGCGUCGUCGACGCUAAAAACUGUAUAGUCGUGAUGACCUCCAACUUGGGUGCCGAGUUUCUAGCGCGCCCGUCCGGCCGAGACGGCAAGAUCGAUGCCACGACGCGGGAUCUCGUUAUGAACGCGCUCCGCAACUACUUCCUGCCCGAAUUCCUCAACCGUAUCAACUCGGUCGUCAUCUUCAAUAGACUCACGAGACGCGAGAUCCGCAGAAUUGUCGACCUGCGCCUCACCGAGAUCCAGAAGCGUCUCGCCGACAACGACCGCAACGUCCAGAUCGAGGUCACGGAGGAAGCCAAGGACUACUUGGGCAACGCCGGCUACUCGCCCGCUUACGGCGCGCGGCCGCUUGCGAGGCUCAUCGAGAAGGAAGUGCUCAACCGCCUGGCGGUCCUGAUCCUGCGCGGAGGCAUCAGGGACGGCGAGUCGGCCCGGAUCGUGCUCGUCGGCAACAAGAUCCAGGUCGUCCCCAACCACACCGACAGCGAGCUCGGCGAAGACGACGAGGAUAUGCUGAUCGACGAGGAGGACGCCGUCGAGGACGUCGCGCCCGACGAUAUGGAAGAAGACAUAUACGACUAAAAGGAACGAGGGAAUAGCGACGACGACUCAGAUCAACACGCUAACCUCCCGCGAACACACUUUCAUGCAUCAUGAGACGUACGUACGUCCGCGCAUGCGGGUAACAGCAUACAUUCGAUCAGGCAUCGGGAAAAUGGUCAUGCUCUUUCCUCUCUACAUGCAGACGCAUUCAAGCAUAUACUUCUGGUACACGGACGUGUCGGUGGCAUGACCCAAGAGACUCAUUCGGAGCCGGCGGUUCCGACUCCACAUAGGCAAGGAGUUACAGCGCGGACAUAUUGGUUUUUUUUUUUAGGUCCAUGAGGUAAGGGUAGGGGGAUGUUUAGCUCACGUCUUAACCACCCCGCACCCUCCCCCUGAAGGCUUGUAAGUUAGAUCGUCUAGGUAAUUCAGAUCGAUUCCAAAAACAGUA
Molecule: messenger RNA, 3491 nt
Organism: Durotheca rogersii
Lineage: Eukaryota; Fungi; Ascomycota; Sordariomycetes; Xylariales; Xylariaceae
Product: heat shock protein
Exons: 1
Coding region: 302-3079 (925 amino acids)
Biological process (GO): cellular response to heat
Cellular component (GO): cytoplasm; cytosol
Molecular function (GO): ATP binding; ATP hydrolysis activity
Source: RefSeq, a predicted model, not a curated record